UGGACAAGGACCUUUGUGUCCUGAUAUGCCUGUAAAAGGUGCCCUAUCCCAGGCAGUGAGCCAGUCAUGGAGCAUCAAGCCUGGAUACUGAGGAGCUUCCUGGCUCAGCUUGUGAUACAGGAGGCUGUGGACGAGGAGGCACCGAAUGGCAUUGCUGGGGAGUUUGCGAGGUUGAAAAGCCAGUCAACUAAGUACCGCACUGACAAGACCUACCCCACCAAGACAGCAGAAAAACAGGAUAACAUCAAGAAGAACCGAUACAAGGACAUUGUUCCCUUUGACCACAGCAGGGUAAAGCUCACUCUCACCACAGCUAAAAAUGACACAGACUACAUCAACGCCAGUUUCAUCAAGGGAGUGUCAGGUUCCAGGGCCUACAUUGCUACUCAGGGUCCUCUGCCUCACACAGUACUGGACUUCUUCAGGAUGCUUUGGGAGUACGACAUAAAGAUCGUAGUGAUGGCCUGUCGCGAGUUUGAAAUGGGAAAGAAAAAGUGUGAGCGCUACUGGCCACCGAAGCAGGAGCAGCCAUUUGUUUGUGAGCCUUUUAGAGUUUACUGUGAUUCUGAGGAAAAUAAAGGAGAUUAUCUGACAAGGACGUUACGGGUGACUUAUCGCAAUUGUAGCCGAACUUUGAAACAGCUGCACUAUGUCAACUGGCCGGAUCACGGUGUACCAGAUUCCAUCCCUCCCAUUCUGGAAAUGUUAAAUGAGAUGCGCGCCUAUCAAGUCCAUGAUGAUGUCCCCAUUUGCAUCCACUGCAGUGCCGGCUGUGGUAGAACAGGAGCCCUGUGUGUCAUUGAUUAUACCUGGAACCUCCUCAAGAACCAUAUGAUCCCACCAGAUUUCAACAUCUACGACUUAGUUCAAAACAUGAGAACCCAGAGGCCCUCGCUUGUUCAAACCAAGGAACAGUAUGAGCUGGUCUACAGAACCAUCAAGUUACUUUUUGAAAAUUAUCUCCAGUCCUUGGAUGCACAGACCUGCAGAAAUAAGGUGACAGUGGUCCCAUCUGCUAUCACACCUGACACUGAAAGCGAGCACAGCGACCUAAGUGAGGAGUUGGAUUUGCUGCCACAACUCCAGCAGCUGCUCGAUGAGGAAAGGGAUGUUUUACGACAGUACCACGCUCCCUUGCCUUCAGCUCCAGAAAAUCUCAUUGCCUUAAGGGCCAAGGACACGCACUGGGACCAGCAACAAUGGGAUCUACCACGGACCUUUCCUGAGGUUAUGGCCACCACCCAAGACCUGCAGGAGGGACCCAUGAACUCACCCAAACUGGUGUAUACCAGCCAGAGAACCCCUGCAGUAGAGGGGAGCAUACAGGAGAGUGACGACAUACCAUUACUGAACCCUCCACCCACACCAGCUGUGGCAGCAGCCAUCUGUUUGAUGGUGGAAGACCCCUACUUUGACACUCCAAUGAGCUCCCCUUCCUCAGAGGAGGCACCAAUGGACUCAAUGGCUAAAGACGACAAACAAUGGACAGAUAGCCCCAUCUUCAGCACCCCCUCAGUGUGUCUGAAUGGCGAGACUUUGGAGCUUAACUCUGCUGCCUCAGGUACUAUUGAAGUUCAUACAAAUGAAGAGGCACCUCCUCCCUUACCUCAACGAACCCCUGAAUCCUAUAUACUGGCUGAGAAUGCAGAGCACUCAGAUCCCUGUGAACGGUUAAUGGUUAUCAUUCCACACAAUGCUGCUGCUGAGGCUGUCAGGGACUUGGGAGGCAGUCCCCCCUCACCUGUCCCCCCACUUCCAGAGAGAACCCCAGAAUCAUUUCAGCUGGCUAUUGAUGAAGCUGCCGUGGAGCAGAAUUUAGAGGUCACACCAGCAGUGAACCUGAACAGAGUAGGAAUGUCUUCAGAAUGGUUCGGUAACUCAAAGCCAGCUGCCACUGCAUCUCAGAAUGAGACAAAACCUUGGUCGAGGAGUAAGAGUAUGAAAGCAAAAAUGACCUUCACAGCACCAGUAACACAUCCUGAUCUUGAUUUAAAUACAACUUCAAACCUCCACCCUUACUGUCCACCUCUGAGCCCACUGACUCCUCUGCUUCCUCAAACUGAGGAGAGGCUGACUCCUCCCCUUCCUGACAGAACCCCCGAGUCCUUCGUCCUCCCCACAGAACAGAUUCAUGAGCAAACCGCCCUCUGCCUGCAGCCCUCAGAAACAACACAGCCCUUACCAAGGGUAGGCUUCUCAUCCGAGUGGGAUGGCACCUCUCAGCCUAAGAAAUUCCUUGAUGUUGUUAUGAACAGGAGCAAGAGUGUUCGAGCUAAAAGUUCAAGACAAGAGCCCCUUACUGCAGUUCGGCAGCUCACUACACCUCCUGUCGUCGUGGCUGGAGGAGGAAGUGCACAAGUGGGACAGCAUGACGUGAACCACAGGCUCUCUCUGAACACUGAGACAUCAGGAAACGUAUCAGAUAAAAGCAACGAGAAGAGCAUGUCUAGAACAAAGAGUCUUAAGUUUUUUAGACACAAACAAAAACCUAAAACUGCUCCUCCACCACCUCCCACUCAACCUGGAACACCGCCUACAUUACAUGGUGCCUCAUCUUCACUAUUCAAAUUUGGAUUUGGGAACCGGUUUGGAAAGCCAAAAGGCCCCAGGAGUUAUCCACAGACCUGGGUUUGAGGUCUCCCUGAAUGUAAAAACAAAAUGGACCUGUUCUUCUAAUGAUUAGGAUACGUUGCAUCGCUAAAAGACCUGGGACUGUUGGAAGUUUAUCACAAGUAUCCCUUGAAGAUACUGCACUGAAGGCUGCUUCUCUUUGUCUCGCACAGCACAGUAGCACCCUCAGCAGAGUACAGGAAGUGCCUUGUUACCAUCUUUGGUGGAAAUGUUUUACUGCCUUGUCGAACACCACAGACAGCCACUCGGACCAAUGACUGAAUGAAUGUUGAAUAGAAAAAGUCAGCCUCUAGAAUAUUUAGUUUGAGGAAGCGAGCAGUCUGCAGUGAGAAGUUUUACACUUCUUGUUUUCAUUCUCAAGGCAAUGCUGUUAAACUGUUGGCGUAUGAGGAAUAUAUUUAGUUAUGCAAGUAUCUGCGAGUUUGUGCUUCUUAUAUGAAAUAAGAAAACGGGUAUAACAUUGCAUUUAGUUUAUCAGCAUGUAAUUUCUUCUGUUAUAAAGACAAUAGACUUUACAUCAUUCAGUUAACCAUACUUAGUUUUGUUUCUGAGUCAUAAUUCACACAUCUGUAGUUUUUAAAAGGAUUAUCUUUUAAAAAGGAAGAACCAUCAACCUCUUGGAAAGAAUGUCUUUGGGUACA
Molecule: messenger RNA, 3272 nt
Organism: Morone saxatilis (striped sea-bass)
Lineage: Eukaryota; Metazoa; Chordata; Actinopteri; Moronidae
Gene: ptpn22
Product: protein tyrosine phosphatase non-receptor type 22
Biological process (GO): peptidyl-tyrosine dephosphorylation
Cellular component (GO): nucleus; cytoplasm
Molecular function (GO): non-membrane spanning protein tyrosine phosphatase activity
Source: RefSeq, a predicted model, not a curated record